Magnolia sinica is the source of this 1441-nucleotide messenger RNA. RefSeq names its product protein CIA1. Gene Ontology annotation, biological process: iron-sulfur cluster assembly. Lineage: Eukaryota; Viridiplantae; Streptophyta; Magnoliopsida; Magnoliales; Magnoliaceae. Gene Ontology annotation, molecular function: protein binding. The record is from RefSeq and is a predicted model, not a curated record. Bases 150 to 1214 code for a protein of 354 amino acids. The transcript has 10 exons. Gene Ontology annotation, cellular component: cytosolic [4Fe-4S] assembly targeting complex.
CUCUCUCUCCGUAUCGACUCGGAAAGAGUGCAAUCGGUCCGACUCUCUCUCUCUCUCUCUCUCUCUCUCUCUCUCUCUCUCUCUCCAUAUCGAAUCGACUCGGAACGAGUGGAAUCCAUCCGAUUCCAUCCCUGAGAGAAGAACCACUCAUGGAGUUCCUCGACCGAGGGAUGGAACUGAAGGAGAUACAGAAGCUGGAAGGCCACACCGAUAGGGUUUGGGGGCUGGCGUGGAAUCCGGCGACGGGAGCUGCUGGGAUUCCGUCGAUGCUGGCUUCUUGCAGCGGCGAUAAGACGGUCAGAAUCUGGCAGCAGAAUCUCUCCGCCAUGAAAUCAGAUGCAUGGGAAUGCAAGGCUGUUUUGGAAGAAACACAUACCCGGACUGUCAGGUCUUGUGCUUGGUCACCAUCAGGGAAGCAAUUGGCUACGGCAAGUUUCGACGCUACCAUUGCAAUUUGGGAGAAUGUUGGAAAUGAUUUUGAAUGUGUUGCAUCCUUGGAGGGUCAUGAAAAUGAAGUCAAAAGUGUAUCAUGGAAUUCAUCUGGUUCUCUACUGGCCACUUGUGGCCGAGAUAAAUCUGUUUGGAUAUGGGAAGUGCAGCUAGGGAAUGAAUUUGAGUGUGUUUCGGUGUUGCAAGGACAUACGCAGGAUGUGAAGAUGGUGCAAUGGCACCCAUUUUUGGAUGUUUUGGUUUCUGUCAGUUAUGACAACUCUGUUAAGGUUUGGGCAGAGGAUGGCGACAGCGAUGACUGGCACUGUGUUCAAACGUUAGGUGAAUCUAGCAGUGGACAUUCAUCUACAGUAUGGGCACUAUCUUUCAACUCUACGGGGGAUAGAAUGGUUACUUGUAGUGAUGAUCUUACUCUAAAGAUAUGGGACACAAGCAACAAUCCUACCCAGACAAGCGGUGAUGGUUAUGGACACUGGAGACAUCUUUGCACUCUCUCGGGAUAUCAUGACCGGACUAUAUUCUCAGUUCAUUGGUCAAGGGAAGGUGUAAUUGCUAGCGGAGCAGCCGAUGAUGCUAUACGUCUUUUCGUCGAGAGCAAAGAUGACUUGGUGAAUGGGCCAUCUUACAAAAUGCUAUUGAAGAACGAAAGGGCCCACGACAUGGAUGUAAAUUCAGUGCAAUGGAAUCCCAAGGAUCCUGGACUUCUAGCUUCGGCGAGCGAUGACGGGACUGUAAAGAUAUGGGAAUUUGCUGUAGUUUCCUAAUAAUUUGCCCAUCUUUGUGUUCUAUAUUUAUGCUUUUUUCAUGUACGCAUGCGGGCAUGUAUUUGUGGAAAGUGUAGAAUACUUCAAUGAGUCGAGCUUUGGAAAAUUUUAACAUUGGUAAAAAGAUGGUUGUUAUCUGAGCAUUGGCUAUGUUUUUGACCACUUCAAAAAAUAAUAUCUGUGCAGUGGGCCACUUAGAAAUGGGAAAGGAUCCAAUUGAUAUUGUU